AGUGCGCCCCAGGGGGUGCGAAGUUGGAGAUAGAGGGCGCUGCUACUCUAUUUCUGAAUUGCCCUCGUACUCCUAAGACUCUCUCUGAGUCCAAAACGACACGUGACCAGGGGACACAAACUGAUGGCGAUGAAUUGAUUUCGGAUAUGUGUGAGACAAUAAAAUCUUUACGCAAACAGCUAAAGGAAGCUCUCGAGAGUUCACCUCCUUCUAGGGCUGAAAAACCAGAUGCUGAUGUUGCUACCGAUGAAGAUGAAAGAAUAAUCAGCAAUCAGCAGAAAACUGCCCUAAUACAAAAUCAUAGAAGAAACCAUAAGCGAAGCUCGAGUUCUUGUAUUACGGCCAAUAAUCCAAACUCGGACACUGGUGCAUCUGAGGAUGAGUGGAAGCCUGAGGAUUACAGGCCAAGCAAGCAAAAUAUUAAUGACAUCAAGACACCUAAGGGGAAUGAGCCGGUGCCGAUUGGAGAGGGAUACGCAACAGUACCAGCCAGGGUCCUUAAGCAAAUUGAUUGGAGAUCAUACACUAGUGCGACAAGGAAACUGUUGACUUCGGUGUUUACACGCCGAGAGUUAGCGACUCAUUCAUUGACCGGGAAAUCUUCUCCUGCCUUCCCGGGAAAACCUGCGAAGAAACGUCUCAAUCCCGAGCUCGUCAAUGACAUCGUGCAGACUGUCGUUGAAAAAUCAAAGGUCAACGCAAGCUUGGUGCGAACGAGUAUAACUACGAAAUGUGCUGAUGAGAGCAAAAUGUACCGCAAUCGUCAAAAAAAUAAAAAGAACCAAGAAAACUUUCCUCCAUCGCCGCAUAAUGAUAAAUGAAACUUCUUCUUGUUUAGAUAACAUGAACUAAACAUUCAACCUACCUACUUAAACCUUUGUAGUUUUUUUAUUUAAGAAAGCAAAAACUUUAUUAUUGUACUAAAAGUUUUAUAUUUUUAACGAACUUAGAAUAUAGGGAUGAACUAACUAGCUGUAAUGUAACUUAUAAAUUUUACAUUUAAUUUUAAGAAAAUUAUGCAAUCCCAGUGCAAUUAGCUUAGUAUAUUUGAUUAUCUAUCUCAAAUUGUAUUCAUAUAACGAAUAAUAAUUUAUAAAUAUUUGCA
Molecule: messenger RNA, 1105 nt
Organism: Leguminivora glycinivorella
Lineage: Eukaryota; Metazoa; Arthropoda; Insecta; Lepidoptera; Tortricidae
Product: protein insensitive-like
Exons: 6
Coding region: 147-821 (224 amino acids)
Biological process (GO): negative regulation of Notch signaling pathway; positive regulation of neuron differentiation
Cellular component (GO): nucleus
Molecular function (GO): DNA binding; transcription corepressor activity
Source: RefSeq, a predicted model, not a curated record